AUGCCCCUCAAUACUGGCAUAAAUGCUGAUGAAUUGCCUACCUUGUUUGCAAAAUAUAAUGAGUUAAGUACAGAAGAUAAAUUAGAGCUCUUGACAAGUUUCAAAGGUCAUGUCAAGAAAGAGCUCGUGGAUGCUAGUGCGAUUGAAUUAUACUUUCGGGUAUUGUUGGACACAGAUACAGAGAUACCAGAGUCUGAUGCUGUAGAUGAGAAUUCAAGCAAGCUGUCACAAUUGAAGCACUCUUCACUCUGCUACCUGAUCAAGCGUGUGACUAUGCAGGCGCCAUCCAUAUUUCACGAUUCAAAUAUGGUCAAUCGCAUAAUACUUUACUUACUAUUGCAUGCACCUAGUGAUACAGCACCACAAUCAUUAGAGAGAAAGAAAUUCUGGGUUCCGUCUAUAAAAGCUAUAGAAUCCGUUUACCAAAUAUCAUCAAGCCAAGUUAUCAAAUGUUUAUCUGGUGCACUAGAAGAAAUACCGUCAGAUGGUUCUAUAAGUAAUGAGAAAAAGUGGCAAAAUUAUCGGAAUAUCGUCUCAGCCACAAUUGAAAUUACAAAAGAUAGCGGAAGUAGUGCAUUAAAGGAUUUCCUUCCUGUGAUUGCAAGAACUCUUCAUCAAGAUGAUGCAAACGAAUCAUUGAGCAAGGAAAUCCAAAUAACCACAGAAUUAGUAGCUGAUCUAUGGAUUACUGAAGUGAAGAAGCCGUCUAUACCCAUACAAACCGUUGAUUUCAAAGACUUCAGAGUACGACAGUACUUUCAGACGCUUAUAGAUAAAAAAAAAAGUGAUGCCAACACACCAGACUCGAUUAAAAGCCUAGACUCUAAAGAUACAUCAUUCAAUGCAAUAUUUGAUGUGGAAUCAGAAUUAUCAGCCCUUAUAAAUGAAUCGAUACCCCCAAACUUCAAUGAUAGUUAUGCCAAUGCAAAUAGAGCUCAUAGCUCAGUCAUAAUAUAUGAAACUCAGUCUCAUUUCCGUGCUGAUUUUGAAAAACUGCUAAUACCAUUUAGAGACUCAAAAGAAACUGAACAGAAUUGGAAAUCAAGACAAACAAAUGUAUAUCAGUUUAGAGCUUUAAUUGCUGCGAACAAUAAUGAAGAAUCUAUAUUAAAAAGGGAUCCCGACGGCGUAAUUGAGACUUUAAAAGAUAUUCAAUUUAUAGAAAUGAUAUCUAAGGCGGUCCACUCUCUAAGGACUACAUUAUCUUUUGCAAGCUGUUUACUGCUAAGAGAUGUUUUGAAUGCAUUUAGCUCUUCGCUUUCAAAUUAUAUGAUCGAAUCCAUAUUUAAUGUGUUCAAAACUCUACUUUCAUCAACAAAGAAGAUAUCAUCACAAAUUGCAUUUCAUUGUAUUGUGAUAUUACUUUCGAAUCUAACUUCAUUUAAUAACAAGCAGUUCCAGAACAGCUUUGUGUUGAUUAAUAGCAAACACAUUUUUUCAAGGCAAUCAUCGUGCCUAUUUCUUAGAGUUUUUAUUAUUAAAUUUGCUAAUGAUAGUAAAUUUGAUUCCAAUACUGUUUAUAUAGAGGAGUGGUUGAAAAAGGGACUAACUGAUCCACAAACAUCUGUGCGUGAGACUAUGAGAUUGACAUUUUGGUAUUAUUAUAAAUGCUAUGAGAAAUCAGCCAAGAGAGUGAUGAGUAAUGGUAUUACCCCUCAGCUUAAAAAGGCCAUUGAGUUGGCAAUUCCGCCACAUUUAAAUGUUAACUAUCAUCAACAUACCUCAUUGUCAAGUUCAUCCUCGACAAAUUCAUCCAGAAGAUCAAGCCUGGUCGGUCAGAGACGUUUUCCUAGUUAUGCUCAGCCGACACAAUCCUCUACACAUUUGCGCAAUCAAAGCACAUCAACAGCUUCAAAUAUGAGAUCGGCUAGUGCAAUUAGUACGCGUGAUAGUGUGUUGAACAAGAACUCGGUAUCUGGUUAUCAAAAUACAACAAAUAUAAGAAAAAUUAGUACUCCUCUGCCAACAUCUAAUGCAAAAUUUGUUGCAGAUUCCUCCACACAUACUAUUAAUUUAGACGGAUCUUUCAGUCAGAAAGUACAUAACGGUAUUGAUAUUGAUUUAAGUGAGGAAAUUCGGUCCUUAGAAUCGCAUACAAAUAAAAAAAAGCAUAUGGGAAACGCAUUGCAGGAUCAUGAUAACAAUCAGAAAUCAGCACAUGAUUGUGAUGGUUCCAGUACAGAUAAUCAGAUUCUUUUGAGAUUGCGUAGAUUGGCAGAUAAGUACAACAAUAAUUCAAAUCUAACUGCAGAGGAGAUGAAUAGCUUUUUAAUUGAGUUUUUAGAGUAUGCUUCAAAAAAUAGUCCAAAAUCUGAUGCUAUAGACAAAUUUAUUAAGCCAUUGAGAGGAAUUAUGAUUGCACUCCCGAGCCAAACUAAAAAGUUGAUGAGAUCUGAUUGGUUUAUGAGAAAUUUUAAACUGACAUAUUUAAUUGAAUUGUGUGCAAUUAAUGAAACGAGUAUCAGUAGUUUGAUGGAAGCGAAGAGUGAUAUAUUAUCGUUACUAAAGUGUUGUACCGAAAUACUAAAUAACCUGGAAAUUUCGAAUGCUGAUGAGGGAAAGAAUGAUGAAAAUUCAAUUGGUGGUUUAACUACGCUAUCCUUAUACUAUCUGAAAUUCAGAAGAAUAUUUUACAACUACUGUUUUUCAGUGGUCAAAGAGAUCAUUGCAGGGAAGAAACUGCAAAUUGGAUCAUCCACACCUAUUAUUCAGAACUUAAUUGAAGUGUUCUGUAAGAUAAACGGAAAAGAUUAUGAUUCUAGUCUUUAUUAUGACGUCUUAUAUUCGAUUUACAAAUUUGACCGCGGUAUUUUUAUUGCGCAUCUGAAAGAAAUGCCAUUGUUCCCUACUGUUUUCAAAGUAUGUAAUGAGUUGAAGGAAAGACACAGCGACUUUGUAUUUAAUGAGAUACUGGAGGAAGCAGAGUCACAAGUAAAUGGUAUUACGAAGGAAAUAUCUGUUGGAGCUCAGUCAAAUAAGGAAGAUGAAUAUAAGCAAUAUAUGGAAAUGACAAUGGUGAAUCCAUUUGCAAAGAAACAAGAUGAAAGAAUCCCAAGUACCGGUAGUGUUGUUCACAAUCCAGAUAUGGUUACAGCAUUUGGUGAUAAUUCUACAGUGGAGAAUUCUAAUGAUAAGAAAAGACCGUAUUCUGAUGAUACAGAAAAUAUUUCACUAGGUAAUGAUACAAUGAGAUUGACUGAGAUGACUAAGAUUGUAUUUCCUUCUCUUCAAGCUACAAAAAAAAUGAAAACUCCCAGUUCUGAGGAGAAGAUUAAUAAGAGCAUAGAAAUUUCUGAUCUCUUUCAAGAUAAAGAGGCCACUGAGAAACCAGAGAAACUACUGUCGGAUAAUGCUAAUUCAUCAAUUGCUUCCAAUAAUACUAUAGCAACUGUAAAUGAUAGUCCUUCUGUUGAGGUUAAAGUAGAAGAGUUGAAAAAAAGUCCGACAAAUACUAUAAAUAUAAACUAUGAGAAGGAUGGUGAUUCUCGUGAUAUUCCCAUUGUUUCGCUGGGAAGUGAAUCGUUGAACAGCCAGUUGACCGAGAUUAAGGAUGAUCUUACUGAUAGUGUAAGUGAAAUCGACUUGAAACCUGAUAUGCUACAAAUGUCGGUAACAUGUAGUCCAGCGAUACUGUUAGAGUAUUAUGCUUUAUUAUUUAAGUCGGAAGGGGCAGGUAAGGACUGUGAUGCGGAUCUGUCCAGGUUGAAGAAAUCGUUACAACGUAUUAAGACUAAGGGCUUCACUAUCAAACAUAUCGACCAGAUUAUUAAACCACUCCUUUUUUUGGAAAGUAAUGAGCCUUUGAAAGUGUGGUUAGAGGACGGUGGAGGUUAUCAGGACUUGUUAGAUUUGGUUGCAAUGAUCCUACAAUCACUGGGUGAGUCAGAUCAAUUGCCUUUGAAACUGAUAGGAAAGUCAAUGGCUCUUUUAUUUUCACUAAUAGCCUUCAUACCACUUUUGAAAGACAGUGCAUCAUUAAGAUCGAUGUCUCUACAGACUAUUUGGGAAAAUAUUGUUACAAUAGUUGGAAAUUUAAACGUUCAAGAAUCAGAAAUAUAUGGCUACUUUGCGGAAGUAAGAAAUCAAUUGGUGAAGCAGGGCUUCUUUGAUAGUAAAUCCAUCACCCGCAUGCUCAACAUAUUGAUGGUGGAGAUUGAUGAUGAAAAGGUCACAAAGAAGAUAUUUUUGAUAGAAACUAUGAAAGAGAUCAUCAGAUCCAAACCACCGUGGACCGAUAAGACUUACAGACUAAUGGAAAUUGUUCAAACGUUGGCUUACUUAAUUGAAAGCAAGACAAGUACAGUCCGUAAAGCUUGUUUCGAGUGCCUGAUCCUUAUUUUUCAAUUGUCAAAUGGCAAGUCUAAAUCUUUCAAGCAGGAGGUGGUUGAGUUGUUCCAAUGCAUACCAGAUAAUGUAAAUAAGUUGAUUGAGCAUUACUGCAGUUUCAUCUGA
Nakaseomyces glabratus is the source of this 4452-nucleotide messenger RNA. RefSeq names its product Stu1p (gene STU1). Gene Ontology annotation, cellular component: mitotic spindle; microtubule organizing center; cytoplasmic microtubule. The record is from RefSeq and is a predicted model, not a curated record. Gene Ontology annotation, biological process: mitotic spindle assembly; astral microtubule depolymerization. Gene Ontology annotation, molecular function: microtubule binding. Lineage: Eukaryota; Fungi; Ascomycota; Saccharomycetes; Saccharomycetales; Saccharomycetaceae.